Messenger RNA from Cuscuta campestris, 4568 nucleotides. Lineage: Eukaryota; Viridiplantae; Streptophyta; Magnoliopsida; Solanales; Convolvulaceae. The record is from the annotation of a GenBank genome assembly.
CUACUAACUAAAGAAGAAAAAAAGGGGGAGAAAGAGAUAAGGGAGCACAAAAGAAAAAGAAGUGAAGGGGAAGGAACUGGCAGUAGCAAAAAACGCAGGAAAAAGAAAGAAAAAACAGAAUUCUCGCCACACUGUGCAGCAGCCCCGUUUUCAGCCAGGAAUGAAGUCCAAACGAAGUCCGAUCGUGCUCAAAUUUUAGUAUGUUAUUGCUAACAUACUCCUCUUCAAAUCCAACGGUCAGAUUCUCAUUUUGAUGCCCGCAUGUCUGUUUUCUAGCUGCGUUUUCAGGCCUGCGUUUUUGGAAGUUUUUACUCCGUUUUAUGGUGAAUUGUUGAUUGUUGUUGUUCCAAGGUCGCUCCUUGAUGAUUGUGUAUGCCUCUAGUGUUUACUAGAGAGGAGAACUUGUUGUACCCACUUGGUUCUUGGUGAUUAGUGGAAGUUUGGGUGCCGUUGUUGAGCGUCCAUGGUUUUCUCCCCGAUUUGGGGUUUCCACGUAAAUCGUGUGUUCUUUAUUUUAUUUCCGUUGCUAUUUAUUUGUGGUGGUGCUGCUGUUUUUUUGGAGUAUAUUGUGCUUGUUAUUCAUCUCCUUAAUUUGGGGAAUAGAUUUUAUACGCUUCCGUUAUUUAUUGGUUGGCUUCUUGUGUUGUUUAUGAUGGAUGACAAAGUAAUUGUUCAAGGAAUGCUUAGUUUGGACUCUACGAAUUAUUCAAUUUGGAAAAUUCGUAUUGAAGAUUAUUUAUGCUCUAAAGACUUGCUUGACCCAAUUUUGUAUAAAGAACGUCCAACAGGUGUUGAUGAGAAAGCUUGGACUACCUUGAACCGGAUAGCUAUUGCAUCAAUCAGACAAUAUGUUUCUUUAAGUGUGUUGCAACAUGUUGCUAAUGAAACUAAUGCUUUUGAGAUGUGGAAGAAACUUGAAUCCAUGUACGAGAGGAACAAUGCUAUGGGAAAAGCUUCUUUGAUUAGAAAGCUUGUUAAAUUGCAAUACAAAGAUGGUGAUAGCAUUGUAGUUCACAUGAACGAGUUUCAAGGUGUGGUAAACCAACUAGCCGGAAUGAAGAUGAAGUUGGAGGAUGAACUUCAAGCUUUGUUGUUGCUUUCCUCAUUGCCCGACAGUUGGGAUACAUUGGUGGUUUCACUUAGCAACUCUGCUCCAGAUGGCAAGAUGACUAUGGAGAUGGUCAAGGCUAGUCUUUUGAAUGAAGAGGCUAGGAGGAAAGAAUUAAGUUACCCUAGCCAAGCCGAAGCAAAUGUGAUACCAGACUCUAGCACGGGGAGAAGCAAGAGCAGAAAUCCUCACCACAGAGACAAGUCUAGGGGGAGAUCCAAAUACAGAAAAAGGGAUUUCAUUUGCCAUUAUUAUCAGAAGCCGGGUCACAUUGAGAGAUUCUGCAGAAAGAAGAAGAGAGAUAUGUCCAGGGAGAGAAAAGAUAAAAAUGAGAAUUCCGAGCAGAAGCCAGAAGAGAAGAACACUAUAGCCUUGGCAUCUAGUGAUGAUGAUUUAUUUAUUAUCGGUGAUCAUGGACUAUUAAAUGUAGCCUGUGAUGACUGCACCUGGGUGAUUGAUUCUGGUGCAUCUUAUCAUAUUAUUUCACACAGGGAGUACUUCUCACCCUAUAAUAGUGGUGACUUUGGCCACGUGAGGAUGGGAAAUGAUGGUUCGUCUAAGAUCAUCGGUAUGGGUGAUGUUUGUUUAGAGACUUCCACUGAUUGCAGGUUGGUGCUCAGGGAUGUGAGGCAUGUCCCCGAUAUCAGAUUGAGUUUGAUUUCAGCUGGUGUGCUUGAUGAUGAAGGUUAUGCCAACAACUUUUGUGAUGGAAGAUGGAAACUCUCCAGUGGCAGCUUGAUUAUGGCUCGAGGUAAGAAGCAGAAUUCACUUUAUGUUAUGCAAGCCAGAGUAAGUAGCGGAGAUGCCAAUGUAGGAGAUGAUGCCUCCGGUGAUUUGUGGCAUAAGAAGCUUGGCCACAUGAGUCAAAAGGGCAUACAGAUCCUUUCCAUGAAAGAUUAUCUCCCCGACAUUUCAGGUAUGCCUUUAAACUCUUGUGUUGAUUGUUUGGCUGGAAAACAACAUAGAGUUGCAUUUCAUACUCGUCCCCCACAUAGAAGAAAGCAUGUUUUAGAUCUUGUUCAUACUGAUGUUUGCUCUAUGGAUGCUAGAUCACACCGUGGUGAUGUUCCUCAUAGAGUUUGGUCAGGGAAAGAUGUCUCCUAUAAGCAUUUGAGAGUCUUUGGUUUCAGAGCGUUUGUUCAUAUUCCCAGGGAUGAGAGAUCUAAGCUUGAUAAGAAGACGAAAGAGUGCAUAUUUUUGGGGUAUUCAGAGGACGAGUUUGGAUACAGACUAUGGGAUCCACGUGAUAGGAAAGUGAUCAGAAGCAGAGAUGUGGUUUUCUUUGAAGAUCAGGCUAUUGAAGAUUGUGAGAAGAAGCAGGCAAAUCCUUCUCCAUGCAUCACAGUUGAUCCAGUUCCAUCUCUUCCUCAUGCUGUAGUCCCUCAAGAUCAUGGGGGAGAUACGCAUGAUCAUACAGUUGAGUCCCCUGCAGAUGACCAUCAUGAUGAUGAUAAUCAUGAUGAUGGUGGUGAUGGUGUUCCAGAGUCACAAACACACUCAGAGCCGCCUCCAGCACCUCAGUUGAGAAGAUCCACCAGAGUCAGAAAACCUUCCACGAUACUUUUGGAGGAUGAUUUUGUGUUAGUCACUGAUGGAGGAGAGCCAGAGACAUAUGAUGAGGCUAUGUCACAUGUGCACCGCGAGAAGUGGUACGAUGCCAUUCAAGAUGAGAUGACGUCCUUUCAUGAGAACCACACAUAUGAACUUGUAGUGUUGCCUAAAGGCCAGAGAGCACUCAAGAACAAGUGGGUAUACAGACUGAAAGAAGAUAUCAUUGGAUUCGAGAAGCCGUGGAGGACAAGUCUUUUGAACUUGUGAAGAUUCACACAAGUGAGAAUUGCUCGAAUUUGUUGACCAAGACAUUGCCGAAGGAGAAACUCGUGUUUUGUCGAGAGAAGGCCGGUUUGUUUGCUCACUCCAGUAGCAAAAAAACGCAGGAAAAAAAGAAAAAACAGAAUUCUCGCCACACUGUGCAGCAGCCCCGUUUUCAGCCCGAAUCGAAAUCCAAACGAAGUCCGAUCGUGCUCAAAUUUUAGUAUGUUGUUCCUCACAUACUCCUCUUCAAAUCCAACGGUCAGAUUCUCAUUUUGAUGCCCGGAAGUCUGUUUUCUAGCUGCGUUUCCAGGCCUGCGUUUUUGGGAGUUUUUACUCCAUUUUAUGGUGAAUUGUUGAUUGUUGUUGUUUCAAGGUUGCUCCUUGAUGAUUGUGUAUGCCUCUAGUGUUUACUAGAGAGGAGAACUUGUUGUACCCACUUGGUUCUUGGUGAUUAGUGGAAGUUUGGGUGCCGUUGUUGAGCGGCCGUGGUUUUCUCCCCGAUUUGGGGUUUCCACGUAAAUUGUGUGUUCUUUACUGUAUUUCCAUUGCUAUUUAUUAGUGGUGGUGCUGCUAUUUUUUUGGAGUAUGUUGUGCUUUUUAUUCAUCUCAUUAAUUUGGGAAAAAGAUUUUAUACGCUUCCGUUGUGUUUUGUUCCGUGCUUCCCCAACAAGGUUGUGUCCUAUACCAAAAUAGUUACACCUCACUGGAUUAUACUUAAGUGCAUUAAUACGUACCAACUGGAUUUUUAAAUGCGCAGGAAUGAUGUAAUGGAGGAUAGAUUUAGUGUGUUGAUAAUGUUGGUGAAUCAAUUAGCUGCAGAUGGAUUCUAUUGUAAUUAUACAAUGGUAGAAGAUUUAAGCAGACAGAUGUAUUGAUUACUCUUAAAGAGUUACUUUGCUCUAUCAAUUUGUGUUGUAUUAAUAUUCAUGCUAUUUUGACUACCUGGCGAGAGGUUUGCCACAUUUAUUUUACUCAAUAAGUGUAAUGCACACCUCCGCUGGGUUAUACUGAAUUGCCCACUUGUCCAGUUUGUCUUGGUUAGUAGAUUUGGAUUUUGCUAUUAAUAUGUAAACCCUGAUGAGUUUGUUUAGUAAUACUCAAUUCUCAUUGCAAUCUAAACUUACAGAAAGACUGGACCAAGAGACAAGUGGUAUACAGACUACAUUUUGCGACCAAUCAUUUCAAUGUUCUUGUGUUUCAAAAUCCAGCAGAUUCAUCCACAUUUAUAUGAGGCAUUAAUGGAGGUGCAAUAGAUGCUAAAAUAGGCAUAUAAAUUCCGGGAUACCAAAUUGAAGAGCCUCUUGUUGCUGGAAGAACAUGUUGUCUUUUGCUGUGAAAAACAACAAUCAAGCUGUCUGUUAUGGGGAAUAUCACCUCCUGCUCCUUCAUUGAACUUGUCCCUUCAAUAACAGGUUCAACCAACUCCAUGGAGUGGGAGAUUAUAUGCUCUAGGUGGCUGUCUCCAACAAUUGGUUCUUGAUUCACAACGUGGCAGGUGGGAGAUUCAAGUUCAAUCCACGAAGAUUCUCAAGGUUUGGAUUCCUCACUUGUUCCUCUAUAGGAGUAAGAUGGAUUGAAGAGGCAGGCAUGUAGAAUAUGCAAAUUGUAAGGAAGAUGAUGUAAAUAUUAAAUUAUUAGAUGUUAA